GCCUGAAUUAGUGGUAUUUAAAUAGUUGGAUAUUACAUAAUGAUAUGCUUAGUUGUAGAAAUGCAAAAAAAAAUUCCUUGUUACUAAAUAAUACACAAGUAACGCAUUCCUAUUCCAAUUCAAAGCAGAGUCAACAACUAGUUCCACCCCUUUAUCCUACGCACUCCUCUCUGCUUAUCCUGCGCAUCUUUCACCGGUUUCGGAACCGAGAUCCUCAACUACGCUCUUUAACACCUCACUCCCCACCGCUCUUUGCUCUCAACUCUCCAAUUUUGCUAUUUCAUUUAUCUCAGCGGGAAAGAAUCAUGAGUUGUUUCAGUUGUUGCGAAGAGGGUGACUUCCCUAAGGCUGCUGAAAGCGGAGGACCAUAUGUCGUAAAAAAUUCUGCAGGGAAUGAUGGAAAUUAUCAUGCUUCUGAAACUGCAAAGCAGGGGGCUCAGACUGUUAAAGUCCAGCCCAUUGAAGUUCCUGAUAUACCAGCAGAUGAACUAAAAGAAGUUACUGAUAACUUUGGGCAAGAUUCUCUGAUUGGAGAGGGAUCUUAUGGAAGAGUAUAUUAUGGCGUUCUUAAAAGUGGGCAGGCUGCGGCAGUCAAGAAGUUAGAUGCCAGUAAACAGCCUGAUGAGGAAUUUUUAGCCCAGGUUUCAAUGGUAUCAAGGCUGAAGCAUGAAAAUUUUGUUCAGUUGCUUGGAUAUUGUGUUGAUGGAAACUCCCGUAUUCUUGCUUAUGAGUUUGCAUCUAAUGGGUCACUUCAUGAUAUUUUACAUGGCAGAAAAGGUGUUAAAGGAGCAGAGCCUGGUCCUGUUUUGACAUGGGCGCAGAGAGUAAAAAUUGCUGUAGGGGCUGCAAGAGGGCUUGAAUACUUGCAUGAGAAGGCUGAUCCCCACAUUAUCCACCGGGACAUCAAGUCAAGCAAUGUGCUAAUAUUUGAUGAUGAUGUUGCUAAAAUUGCAGAUUUUGAUUUAUCAAACCAGGCUCCUGACAUGGCUGCGCGUCUUCAUUCCACUCGUGUUCUUGGAACCUUUGGUUAUCAUGCACCAGAAUAUGCAAUGACUGGACAAUUGAAUGCUAAGAGUGAUGUAUACAGUUUUGGUGUUGUCCUUCUGGAACUUUUGACUGGAAGGAAACCUGUUGAUCAUACACUACCACGUGGACAACAGAGUCUGGUUACUUGGGCUACACCAAAACUCAGUGAGGAUAAAGUCAGGCAAUGUGUUGAUUCAAGACUAGGAGGAGAAUACCCACCCAAAGCUGUUGCUAAGAUGGCUGCUGUUGCUGCACUGUGCGUGCAAUAUGAAGCUGAUUUCAGACCCAACAUGAGCAUUGUAGUAAAAGCUCUUCAACCUUUGUUGACUGCCCGACCUGGACCUGCUGGUGAAACACCAAAUUAAUCUCUGUAUCUCUUUCUCUCAAUCUGUGAGUACGUGCGCAAGUGUGCAUGCAAAAUAUAUGAGAUUGCUUCAGAAGCUGGUGGUGAAUUGCUCGACCUUGGCUUUAUAUCUCAUUGUUUACAAUGUAUUCAUUUUGUUCAUAAUCCAUGAGGUUCUCUGAGGUUUCCUUGCUUCUUCUAUUCUUUUUGGUGUUAUUUGUUUUCUCCAUUUUUAUUUUUUCUUUCUAUCCCUUACUGCUGGGAUGAUUGCUAUCUUUAAAGUAUUGGAAAAAACUGCGAAACAGAAAUGAGUAUAGUCAGAGGAAAGAGCAAGUCAUUCGACAAUUUCGUUGUUGGAAACAGUUAUAAUGACAAAGGCCUGUUCUUACUAGAUUAAUUUUUUUAUUUUUUAUCAAAAUGUUUAUCAAGUUGAGAGUUGUAUGAUUUCUCCUAAUUUCGAUUCCAAUGCUUUGGAA
Gastrolobium bilobum is the source of this 1845-nucleotide messenger RNA. Its product is annotated as pto-interacting protein 1-like. The record is from RefSeq and is a predicted model, not a curated record. Gene Ontology annotation, biological process: protein phosphorylation. Lineage: Eukaryota; Viridiplantae; Streptophyta; Magnoliopsida; Fabales; Fabaceae. Gene Ontology annotation, molecular function: ATP binding; protein kinase activity. Bases 45 to 1391 code for a protein of 448 amino acids. The transcript is spliced from 8 exons.